Daktulosphaira vitifoliae (grape phylloxera) is the source of this 1524-nucleotide messenger RNA. Its product is annotated as Golgi-associated plant pathogenesis-related protein 1-like. The transcript is spliced from 4 exons. The record is from RefSeq and is a predicted model, not a curated record. Lineage: Eukaryota; Metazoa; Arthropoda; Insecta; Hemiptera; Phylloxeridae. The coding region runs from base 124 to 894 and encodes 256 amino acids.
CAAUAAUAAUAUAAGAAUUAUUUUAAAUUUGCUCUAAUAAUUAAUAAUUGUAUUCGAAGCAAAGUAUUCUAUGAUAUUUUUAUCAAAUAUCUUCUAGAGAUCUUUAAUAAAAAAUAAUCUAUCAUGUAUAAAAUAAUUAUUUUAAUUAUUCUAGCAACAAUAUCAAAUAUGUUUUCUACAUUUGAAAUUAGUACGAAUCCACUAACGCAUAAUGCUUAUGGAGAUUUAUAUGAUGCACAUGAAAUAUGGUAUAAAAAAUAUGGUGACAAAUACAAAGAUUUAAUGAUUGAACACAUAGGAACAACAGAACACGUAGCAGGUUAUGUUAGAAAUGAACAUAUUCUUCGAGUCAAUUACUAUAGAUCUUUGCAUGAUGUACCCGCAUUGAAAAUGCACCAAGAGUUAAAUCACUUGGCCCAAAUUUUAGCGAACCAUAUUGUUCUAACUCAUUAUUUUGAACAUGGUCCAACUGUUAGGAAAUAUGGAGAAAAUAUAUGUUUAAGAAAAAAUUGGCUUGGAGCAGGUGAUAGAGCAGCUGACCGAUAUUAUGACGAAUUAUUUAAAUUAGACGAAAAUGGGAAGGUUUAUAAUUUUAACGGAACUGAAGAAGAGAUUUCUGGCAAAGAUCAAGUUAGUUUGCGUGGUCAUGCUAUAUGCAUGCUUUGGAAAAAUGCUAAAGAGAUUGGAGUUGGCGUAGCAUAUGGAGAUUGGUUUUUUGAUGAUACUGAUAAUGGUGUUUGGGAGAAAAAUUAUGUAAUUACUACAAUAAUUAAUCCUAAUACAACUAUACUUACUAAGUUCAAGGAAAACCUAUUACCCAGAAUAAAGCCAUUUGAAAGACUUGAACAUAUAGCAUUACCUUCAGAAGAAGAACCUGACAACGUUUUGGAUUAAAAUAAUAAAUAUUAAAAGUUUGAUAUAUGUGAUUAAAAAAAACAAUUGUUAAUAUUAAUUUACUAAGUGUCAUUGUCAAAUUACCUUACAUUGUCCUUAAAUAUUAAUGAACACUAUAAAUUAUAUAUCAAAUAAAAAAUAAAAUAGACACUAAAUAAAAUAUCUAUCAUGAAUUCCUCCUUCGAUGAAGUAGUGUUAAUACAGAGAUCGAUUAUUAGUACUAUUUUCCUUUGAUGCAUAUAACAACUCGCAGAAUUUUAAAUUCUUACUUUAUAAGAGGAAUUGUUCAAUAGCGCAAUUAUAAUCAAUGUAUAAAUUAUAGGUAUAAUAUACUUAGUAUUAUUGCAUCACUUAUAAUAUGUACAUUUUAUAUGAUAUUACCAUGUAAGAGUUACUAUUUUUUUAUUUGUAAUAAUGAUAAUAUUUCUCGGGAUAUGAGUACGAGGGUUUGUAAGAUAAAAAAGUAAUAUUUUUUUAUUAAUAAAAAAUUGAUUGUAAUUAGUUGUCACAGUCUAUAAUAUUAAUAAUGCUACGAUUAUUGAGGGUAUUCAGUGAUAUGUGGAAUUGUGUGUCUACCCAGAAUACUAUGGUGGCUAUAUAUAAAUCUCCUACUUAACUCCUGAAAUAGAC